Messenger RNA from Trichoderma breve, 345 nucleotides. RefSeq lists its product as uncharacterized. The record is from RefSeq and is a predicted model, not a curated record. NCBI's taxonomy places the organism in Eukaryota, Fungi, Ascomycota, Sordariomycetes, Hypocreales, Hypocreaceae. The transcript has 2 exons. Bases 1 to 345 code for a protein of 114 amino acids.
AUGUUAUUCACCAAAGCAAUAGUUAGCCUACUGGCUACAGCGUAUAUCACUGCCGCUGUUGCUAUCCCAGCCCGGGGUGCUUUGGAUCUUGCUGGACGCUCAAUUGAUGUAGUUCAAACCAGUUUCAGCAAGCGUUACGAAGGAGAUGAUGAAGGAGAUGGAGAUCGUAAGGGUGAAAAGAUGAAGCGUUAUGAAGGCGAUGACGAAGGAGAUGGCGGUCGUAAAGGAGAAAAAGCGAAGCGGUACGAGGGCGACGACGAAGGAGAAGGCGACCGUAAGGGCGAGAAAGUGAAGCGGUAUGAGGGCGAUGAUGAGGGAGACGGCGGUCGCAAAGGUGAAAGGUAA